Messenger RNA from Penicillium riverlandense, 2532 nucleotides. RefSeq names its product PDPK1 family serine/threonine-protein kinase. The transcript has a single exon. Gene Ontology annotation, molecular function: ATP binding; protein serine/threonine kinase activity. Gene Ontology annotation, biological process: intracellular signal transduction; peptidyl-serine phosphorylation. The coding region runs from base 1 to 2532 and encodes 843 amino acids. NCBI's taxonomy places the organism in Eukaryota, Fungi, Ascomycota, Eurotiomycetes, Eurotiales, Aspergillaceae. The record is from RefSeq and is a predicted model, not a curated record.
AUGAACGGGGACCUCAGCCUAUCCCGGUCCCUGGGAGGCCUCCGAAUAGCCAAUCCGGACGACCCGGCCCUUCAAUCCCCCGAGGACACAACCGCUGGUUCAACGGGACCAAACCAAGCCGGAGCACCGGGCGGUACGGUAUCAACACCUCCACAAGGCCCCGAUCUCAACUCAGAUGACGACUCGCGCCCGUCUGCCUUCCCUCCAGCACCCAUCGAUUCGCCGCCAUCAACAGAUCCCCGGUCUCAUCCCUUCCCCGACAUCCACCAGUCAACGCCGGGCCCAACUACCUAUACGGCCUAUUCGACACAACCCCAUUCGUCGCCCGCCUCCCGUCCCCUUUCAUCUCUCUACACGAAUGGGUCGUCUGCCUCCGCCCUUCCCCGUGACAAUACCUACCGUAUGCGGACCGAUUCGGGUGCCUCAUCGACUUCCGGCUCGCAGUCGCGGGUAGACCGCGGUGGCUCGGCGGCGUUGCAAGCAGGCGUUCCCGUGCGCGACAACUCUCACAGUGACCGGUCGUACCGGACAACGCAGAUUCCACCGAAUGCACCGGCGGUGAUGUCUCGUCAGUCAUCACGAGCACACGUUCACGGCGGUGGAGCGUCCCAGGUCCCUCGGUCUUACACGGAGACUGCCGUGCCAUCCAGCGGCGAAGACUGGUCGGAUCGGGGUGCGGCGGUCGCGGUGAGGCAAGAGGUCGAUGCGAAUGGCAAGACCGUCGCUCGCUUCAUCAAGAAGGGUGUGCGGGAUUUUUCUUUCGGGAAUACCCUGGGCGAAGGAUCUUACAGCACGGUGGUCUUCGCGACGGACCGGCAGACCUUGAAGGAAUAUGCAAUCAAGAUCCUGGACAAGCGACACAUUAUCAAGGAGAAGAAGGUCAAAUAUGUCAAUAUCGAAAAGGAUACGCUCAACCGUCUGACCGACCACCCGGGAAUCGUGCGGCUUUAUUACACGUUCCAAGAUGAGCGGUCGCUCUAUUUCGUGCUGGAUCUGUGCAAAGGAGGCGAGCUGCUCGGCGUGCUCAAGCGGAUGAGUACUUUUGACGAAGAAUGCACCCGGUUCUACGGCGCCCAGAUUCUGGACACGAUAGACUAUAUGCACAAGCGUGGAGUGAUUCAUCGGGAUUUGAAGCCGGAGAAUGUCCUGCUUGACAGCCAGAUGUAUGUCAAGAUUACAGAUUUCGGGACGGCAAAGAUUCUCAAGAACCCACGACGACCGGACGAGAAUUCGACGGACAUGCCGCUGAUCGACUCGACGGAGAUCCCGGACGACGAACGGGCCAGUUCCUUUGUCGGGACUGCGGAAUAUGUCAGCCCGGAGCUGUUGACAGACAAAAAUGCGUGCAAGGCAAGCGACCUCUGGGCUUUUGGCUGCAUCAUCUACCAGCUCCUGGCUGGUCGUCCGCCGUUCAAGGCAGGCAAUGAGUACCAAACAUUCCAAAAGAUCGUUGCGCUGGACUAUGAAUUUCCCAUUGGAUUUCCGACCGUUGCCCGAGACCUUGUUGAGCGUCUUCUCGUGCUGGAUCCGGCUUGCCGUCUGCCAAUCGAGCACAUCAAGAACCAUGAAUUCUUUGCUGGCAUCACGUGGGGUGCGGACUUAUGGAAACGCAAAGCGCCUCGUUUGAAGGCUUAUGUACCGCCCGCACGCGAGCCCAUCAAGCUCAAUGGCGGCGAAGGCGCCGACAACUUCCCUCCAGCCAUCUCCACUGCCCCGUCCAAUACAACCAACGCGAGCUCUCGUGCACUCCCACGAGUAGUAACGGAGCUUCCCCCGCCAAGCCAGCUGGACAUCGAAUGGUCUCCAGUGUUGAGCAGGUCGAACGAACGGAUUUUGAAAUUGGGUAACCUUACGGUGGUAUCUUCCCAUGCAUCCCAUAGUCCGACAUCAAGAAACAGCAGCGGGGAGCUCGAGGCGCCCAAGAAAUUCUCUCGUUUCUUUUCGGGAAGCGCAACAAAGAAGAGACAACGAUUGGUGAUGGUCACGUCGUCGGGACGGAUAAUCCUGGCCGCAUCUGGCGGCGACGAGAAGAAGGCGAAACUGGAGAUCUCUCUUCUUGCCCCGGGGACUCAGUAUCGAAGUACAACAGACUCAAAGGGCUUUUCGUCCUGGAUCGUGGAUACAGUAAGGCUCUUCCGUCAAGCAGCGAACCAAUAUGAUACUGACGUCGGAUUACAGAGAGAGAAGCAUUAUGUCUUCGAAGACCCCAAACCGUCCUCGAGCAACAUCGGCGCCACAGCAGUCUCCGCACAAGAAUGGCUAGAUGCGCUAGACAGGGCGCGCGAAAUGGCCAUGACGCAACAAAGUUCCGGCACCUACUCCGCCGACGACGCAUUCCGGGAUAUCUCGUCUGGCUUUUCAAGCCAUGCCAACACUCUCGACCGCAAUUCAGAUCCCCAGACCGAAAGCGGCGGCCACGCUCCAGGGCGUAACCAUCUUGUGAAACACCAAGCCACCGACUCGGAGUCGACCAAGGGGAAGAAGAGAUUCAGCAAGCGCCAUUCCAAGAACGGGCUUGCAGCUGUGUUCUAG